This is a messenger RNA of Vicia faba (fava bean), 1479 nucleotides long. The record is from the annotation of a GenBank genome assembly. NCBI's taxonomy places the organism in Eukaryota, Viridiplantae, Streptophyta, Magnoliopsida, Fabales, Fabaceae.
AUGGCUGCAUCAAUCUCAAACAUACUCAUAGCCUUUCCUAAAACCGGAUCCAAUUCCAACCACCUCAAAUCCCAAAAACCAAAAAAACUUACCACAAAAUGCACCACAACUCACCAAAUCAACACAAUCCCACCCCUAAUCAAAUCCGAAAACACAAAACAAACCUCAAAACUAACCCAACUCCCAAUCGAAAAAGCUUGGCGAAAAAUCCACGGCGAAGAUGAUUGGGUCGGCCUUCUCGACCCAAUGGACCCAAUAAUCCGAUCCGAACUAAUCCGUUAUGGAGAAAUAUCUCAAGCAUGCUACGACGCUUUCGAUUUCGACCCGUAUUCAAAAUACUGCGGCAGUUGCAAACACCACCACGAAGAUUUUUUCCCGUCGUUAGAUCUCCCUCACGUGAAAUACAACGUAACACGCUACCUCUACGCCACAGCGAACAUCAACGUCCCUGAUUUCUUCAAAAAAUCUCGCUGGCCAGACAAAUACUGGUCGGAACACGCUAACUGGAUGGGUUACAUCGCCGUUGCAAAUGACCAAGAAACAAAACGGAUUGGUCGUAGAGACAUCGUUAUUGCUUGGCGAGGAACCGUUACGAAUGUCGAAUGGGUAGCGAAUCUUCAAAACUACCUUAAACCUGUUUACAAUGACAUUCCUUGUCCGGACAAUGAUGUUAGAGUAGAAGCAGGUUUUCUCGACAUGUACACAGAUCGACAAAGGAAAGACGGUUAUUGUAAAUACUCAGCCAGGGAACAAGUUCUAGGCGAAAUGAGAAGGUUGUUAGAGAAAUAUUCAGAUGAAGAAGUUAGUAUUACGGUAACCGGACAUAGUUUAGGAAGUGCUAUGGCAACGUUAAGUGCUUUUGAUAUAGCGCAAACAGGGUUGAAUGUUAGGGAAGAUGGAACAAAGGUUCAUGUUUCGGUUUUUUCGUUUUCAGGGCCUAGGGUUGGGAAUAUAAAGUUUAAGUUGAGGUUGGAAUCUACUUUGGGUGUUAAGGUUUUGAGGGUUCAUAAUAAGCAUGAUUUGGUGCCCAAGUCCCCGGGGUUUUUGGUGAAUGAGAAAUCGCCACCGUGGUUGUUGAAGAUUGCGGAGGAUAUUGAUAUUCCUUGGUGUUAUACUCAUGUUGGUGUUGAUUUGGAGUUGGACCAUAAGAUUUCGCCAUUUUUGAGACCUGAUGCCAACGCUGCAUGUGCUCAUAACUUGGAGGCCCACUUGCACAUACUUGAUGGAUAUCAGGGGAAAAAUCGUGAGUAUGAAGCAACAACUUAUAGAGACAUCGCACUGGUGAAUAAGGGAUGUGACUUUGUGAAAGAUGAGCACUCUGUGCCACCAAAGUGGAGGCAAGAAUUGAACAGGAAUAUGGUGAAGGCUGAAGAUGGAAGGUGGAUUCUGGCUCAACGACCACAAGUUUCUGACUCACAUCAUGAAAAUAUUGACUCUUAUCUCAUGCAGUUAGGCUUCAUUUUACCUAAUAAAAUUUAG